CACCAAGGACCCGCCAACAUGGGCCGCGUUCGCACCAAAACCGUGAAGAAGGCGGCCCGGGUCAUCAUUGAGAAAUACUACACGCGCCUGGGUAAUGACUUCCACACGAACAAGUGCGUGUGCGAGGAGAUCGCCAUUAUUCCCAGCAAGAAACUCCGGAACAAGAUAGCAGGCUAUGUCACACAUCUGAUGAAGCGGAUUCAGAGAGGGCCUGUGAGAGGCAUCUCCAUUAAGCUGCAGGAGGAGGAGAGAGAAAGGAGAGAUAAUUAUGUACCAGAGGUCUCAGCCCUGGAUCAGGAGAUCAUUGAAGUAGAUCCUGAUACUAAGGAAAUGCUGAAACUCUUGGACUUUGGCAGUCUGUCCAACCUCCAGGUCACUCAGCCCACAGUUGGGAUGAAUUUCAAAACACCACGUGGAGCCGUUUGAGUCUGUUUGCUGUGCUGUAAUAUUUUCAAUAAAUUUGGGCACACCAGC
Molecule: messenger RNA, 474 nt
Organism: Elephantulus edwardii (Cape elephant shrew)
Lineage: Eukaryota; Metazoa; Chordata; Mammalia; Macroscelidea; Macroscelididae
Product: 40S ribosomal protein S17-like
Exons: 1
Coding region: 19-426 (135 amino acids)
Biological process (GO): translation
Cellular component (GO): ribosome
Molecular function (GO): structural constituent of ribosome
Source: RefSeq, a predicted model, not a curated record